AAUUGUAAUUUUAAUUUCUUGAAUAUAUUUUAACAUUAUUCCAAAACCACGGUGAAAACAGUUUGUUAAAAUACGAACCCUUUUUUCCUGCACCAUUUACAAAACUUUUUUUACGCAACAAGCGAAAUAAGCGCAUCACAACAGCCACACACACACACACACACACGUUGUGCAAUCCCGACCCGAUCAGCUGUCAACAGCCGUACGGCAGGUUGGGGGUGUGCAGAAUCCAAAACAAAGGCACUUUUCACUUGUUUAUUUUUCUCCGCCUCCGUUUCCUGCUGGUGCUAAAUUUGAGCACCGUAAAACAAUUUAAAACAACACGAGCUGUGCCGUGAUUACAUCGGAUCGGAGCAUAGCAAGGAGCAUAGGUCGUGUGACAACACGUAUCAACACGUGAAGAGGAACGUGGAAUGCUGGUUCUGUGAAUCACCAAUCAGUCGGAAGUGCUGCGGCAGCAUGUAAGACACAGAGAGAGAGAGAAAGAGAAAGGAAGCUGUUUAUCAGCCCUUCAUUGUGUGCCACAAAUAGGCAACCGUCCCUGUGUGUGAGUGUCUUUUUUCUCACUCUUUCCCCCUCGGUGCGCACAGUGGCACACGUCUUAUCAGUUGUAGGGCGCCAUCAUUGCGUCGCCGUUCUGAGACACUGACAACAAUCGAGGCGGUGAAUUCAUUGCUGCGUGAUUAUCGCACCAGCAGGUAAAAGAACCUGCAAAAACCUGUGCCUGAACGCGGCAAAGCCUUCCGUCACGUCACACACCGAGGAACGCAGGAAAACGAAACGGGCCAAAUGAACGACAAUAUCAAGUACGAGAUGGACAUGAAGAUGGAACCGUCCAGCCCGCCGGAGAAGGAUCGCAACAUGUACUCGCGGUGCUCGAGCGCGGGCAGCAUCCACACGCCGACCUCCUCCGCCCACAACUCGGAGGAUGAGGAAGACUCGGGCGACAACAAGAGCAGCACGAUGAGCUACAAGGAGCGCCGGCGGGAGGCGCACACGCAGGCGGAGCAGAAGCGGCGCGACGCGAUCAAGAAGGGGUACGACUCGCUGCAGGAGCUGGUGCCGACCUGCCAGCAGACCGACGCGUCCGGCUACAAGCUGAGCAAGGCGUCCGUGCUGCAGAAGUCGAUCGACUACAUCGGCUACCUGCAGCAGAACAAGAAGAAGCUCGAGGAGGAGCGGGCCUCGCUGCAGAAGGAGGUGAUGGCGCUGCGCAUCAUCAAGAAGAACUACGAGCACAUGCUGCAGCACCAGCAGACGUCGCCGGGCCGGACCGAGGCCCGGCUGAGCGACGAUGUGAAGUUUCAGGUGUUCAAGGCGAUCAUGGACGAGAUGUUCGUCACGUUCGAGCAGCUGCCGAUGAGCGACUUUGCCGAGCUGACGUCCGGCGUGAUACCGUGGCUGGAGGAGCACUGCAAGCCGCACCUGCUGCGGGACGUCGUCAACCGGAUGCUGGCCCACAUCACCGCGAACUGUACCGCGGACAGUGGGGCGCCCGACCUGGGCAACCGGGAGAUGAACUAAGAGAGAGAGAGAGAGAGAGAGAACGAGCGAGUCAUCGCACAUUCGUUAUUAUGCACUGUUUGCUGUUGUAAAUGUUUUUUCUCCCUAUAUCCUUUUUUUAUGUUGUUACUCAAUGCUCAGGAACAGUAUUGGACGUGUCUGGGCGGAUAUAUCUAUACAUCACAAACAAAAAGCGUACGAGCAUGUUUGUUAUACGUGGGAGGGUCUUAGCUGCCGAUUAUUCAAUGGGAAAAAUAGAUUGGUUAAUAUAUAUAUAUAUAUACAUAUACAAACGUAAAUCGCAAAGGAUGCAGGAUUUGGUAUUGUAAGCUCAAUUGCAAGCGUUUCAAUUUUGUGCGAUACUCGUUCUUAAUAAGUUUAGUGCGUUGGAUUUGGGCUAAAUAGUAGUGUUGGGUCAAUCAGAUUCAGAUUCAUGAAUCUGAAUGAAUCUUUGAAAUGAUUCAAUGGAUCUGAAUUUCGAUUGCAUUGGGAUCAUGUGAAGAUCAUGAAUCUCGAAUCUCGAAAGAUUCAAGAAUCGUAAAGAUUUAUGAAUCGCAAACAUUUAUGGAUCUCAAAGAUUCAUGGAUCUCGAAAGAUUCACGAAUCUCUAUGGAUUCAUGAAUCACAAGUAUACAUGAAUUUCCAAAAACGAAAAAAUCAUGAAUCUCCAAAGAUUCACGAAUCUCUAAGUAUUCAUGAAUCUCAAGAGAUUCAUAAGACUCCAAAGAUUCAGCUACAGAGCUUGAGUUUCUUAUAACCUACAACCUACGUGGUCAUGGCGUAACAACCUACGUGGUCAUGCCAGCCAGCCACAGGCUCUCGAGACUUCUUAGCAAGUACCACGCACCCCGAUAGUUUGUUUUUCUACAAGGAGACGGUCCAUGUGAGGCUUGAACCAACGACGUGCAUGUUGUUAAGUCGGGCGAGUUAACAAAUAUGAGAAUGUUCAAAUUCAACAUUUUUAUAAAACAUACCAAGUCUACAGGUUGAUGAAUCUCUGAAGAUUUGUGAAUCUUAAUGGAUUCCUGAAUCUUAUAGAGAAUCCUUUGGAGAUUCAUGAAUCUAUACAGAUUUUUUUUGCAGAUUCAUGAAUGUUUAGAAAUUCGAUUCGAGACUCGAAAGAUGAAAUGCUGAAGAUUCACAUGAAUGAAUCUCAACGAAAGAUUCAUGAAACACUAACACUAACUGAAGCUAGCUGCCUCUUUGAUACCCUUUCAAUUCGUAUCCUAUAAGAUACAUAGGGUGUACUUAUAAUCUCGACUGAACUGUUCGGUCUGUUUUCAAUAUUUGUAUUUUUCACAUUUUCAAUACCUUUCAAUUGAUCUGGUCAAGAAUUGGCUGUGGUGUGCAUAGUUUUGCGAGGCUUUGGCACCAUAGGAUUUCGUUCGCCGCUUUUCAAGAAUUGGUGCGAGAAUAUCAAAUUCUUAUAAACGAUCUUUUCAACAUGCAGUGUGCACAAAACUCCUUCAACGACUCGUUUCAGCAAGUUUGCCAAAAGUCCGAUCAAGACCGAUUUAUACUUAGUUUCUCCAACUAUUCCAGGAAUAACUCCAGACGAAAUCUCCAAUGUGAAAUGUUCGCCCCAACACGCGUUGCACUCGUACUUUCAUAUUGGGUUCAGAGGUCCAGAGUUCUUCAAGAUUUGAAUUAUUUUUAAUGAAUCCGUUAAUAUCCGCGACAAACGACAUUAGAGACGUCAAGAGCCUAUAUCCUGAUAGGUCACGACUGAUACUAACUAAAGCUGCCUCUGUUAUACCCUUUCCAUUCCAUUCAGAAUUCACGUUCGUUCAUUUAGGCUGUAAGGCAGAUGUUUGAACGUUCUGUCACGUGUUUUUUUUUUAAGAUUGAUCAUCACGCGAGGUCCUCUUUGAUGUCUAUCAGACAUAUUCUAUUCUUACAAUCGAUUCUUUUCGACGUCGGGUUUGAAAUAUUGCCGGGUAGAACCCUGGCGGGAAAUGGAUCGAUAACGAUGUGUUGGUUAUUUUGAGGAUUUUUUUGCUAUAAAUGAUAUGUUUCCUGAUAUGUGCGACUACUUCGGACUACUACACACAGGUUCUAGUAAAAAGUUAUUUAUUUGGAGGUCAACUUAGCAGUGAGUAUGUGAUGUGCUAUAGAGCAGCUUAUAUACUCUGUAUGGUUGCAAUGAGUUACCAUUUCCUCUUCGUUUUCCAUUAUCUUUGUGGUAACUGGUAUCCAAUAUGAAAAAAGAGAGACACCCUUUAAAUUA
Anopheles merus is the source of this 3730-nucleotide messenger RNA. It is a transcript of the gene bigmax, whose product is annotated as max-like protein X. The record is from RefSeq and is a predicted model, not a curated record. Gene Ontology annotation, cellular component: nucleus. NCBI's taxonomy places the organism in Eukaryota, Metazoa, Arthropoda, Insecta, Diptera, Culicidae. Bases 790 to 1524 code for a protein of 244 amino acids. Gene Ontology annotation, molecular function: protein dimerization activity; DNA-binding transcription factor activity, RNA polymerase II-specific; RNA polymerase II cis-regulatory region sequence-specific DNA binding. Gene Ontology annotation, biological process: regulation of transcription by RNA polymerase II. The transcript is spliced from 3 exons.